AUGGCAACACAAAGCCCGUGGUUUCUGAGUUUCCCUCCUGAAAUGAUUUCAUCUAUUGUGUCCUUCCUGCCAAACAAAGAUGUCAAAUCCUUGCGCUUGACGUGCAAAGCCCUCGGCGAGAUUUCACCAUUCUCCUCCUCACGCGUGUUUCUUUCGGCCAACUCGUUGAACAUCCAGGUUUUUCGGGCUGUAGCAGACCAUCCAAAGUUUCGCCACGAAAUCAGGGAGAUCAUCUGGGACGACGCACGGUUUGUACUCGCGCCGUUGAUAUGGGGAGCUGUACACCCAAGCAUCGACCCCGAACGCAUGGAAAUCAACUCCACUGAGGGAUGUCCCAUCUGGUUCACGGAGGAAUGCGAAGAGAACCGCUACAAGAUGAAGCAUCGGAAAUACCGCGACGUGGACCGACCUGACCAUGUUGCACGUCAGCACCAGAUGGAUGCUCAAAUGCCGUUGAAAGCCUGCUGGAAGUAUUAUCGCCAACUAUGGGAUGAUCAGACGUCUAUAAUCAGAUCCGAAGACGACAAAAAAGCCUUUCUUUACGGUCUGGAGCAAUUCCCACGGCUCAAAAGAGUGACCGUUACGCCUGCGGCUCACGGCUGGUUGUUUGCUCCGCUGUACGAGACACCUAUGAUCCGAGCAUUUCCAUACGGAUUCAACUAUCCGAUUCCGCGAGGAUGGCACUGUGAUCCCGUUGAUUGUCAGGUUGUCGAGCCGCUACCGUGGUCAGAGGCAACCGAGGACUAUAAGGAGCUAUGGAGAGGGGCUCGAAUUGUUCUUCGCCUUUUGUCACAGGCUAAGAGGCAUAAUGUUUCCGAGCUGACCUUCGACUCCAAGCAACUCCACACCGGACUAAACUUUUUCAUUUUCGACCGGCCCUGUGAGGAAUACAAUCAAUUUGCGGCCAUCAUGAAACGUCCAGGCUUCCGGCGUCUUCAUUUGUCUUUACUUACUGGCAGUACUGGUGACUAG
Molecule: messenger RNA, 972 nt
Organism: Penicillium expansum
Lineage: Eukaryota; Fungi; Ascomycota; Eurotiomycetes; Eurotiales; Aspergillaceae
Exons: 1
Coding region: 1-972 (323 amino acids)
Molecular function (GO): protein binding
Source: RefSeq, a predicted model, not a curated record